Molecule: messenger RNA, 2040 nt
Organism: Cooperia oncophora
Lineage: Eukaryota; Metazoa; Nematoda; Chromadorea; Rhabditida; Trichostrongylidae
Source: the annotation of a GenBank genome assembly
ACCGCCGCAGUGCGUCCUUUCGUGGUUGGUGCUAUUCUUCGGAAUUUUUCAUUUGAUCAGGACAACUACGCCUCCUUCAUAGAUCUACAGGAUAAGCUUCAUCAGAAUAUUUGCCGGAAGCGAACUUUAGUGGCUAUUGGCACCCAUGAUUUGGACACCAUUGCUGGAUUUUUUGAAUCAGAAAAUAUUUGGGUUCAGGUCCGUUCAAAAUCUGCUGACCUGCCAGAGGACAUUAAGUUUAUCCCUCUCAAUCAAACAAAGGAAUUUACAGCCCGCGAAUUGAUGGAAUUCUAUUCAACUGACAGUCACUUGAAGCCUUAUCUGCCAAUUAUUCGUGAUAAAGAGAGGUAUCCAGUCAUUUAUGAUGCCAAUGGGAUAGUGUGCUCAAUGCCUCCUAUCAUAAAUGGGGAGCACUCUAAGAUCACUCUUCAAACAAAGAACAUUUUCAUAGAAGCUACCGCAACAGAUCUGCAAAAGGCAACUGUUGUCCUUGACACCGUUGUUACGAUGUUCAGCCAGUAUUGCAAAGAGCCAUUCACGAUAGAACCAGUGGAAGUGGUAUACGAGGAGACUGGUAGGAAGGAGGAAUAUCCUGUGCUUUCGUGUCGUGAAAUCAUGGUGCGAGUUUCUGAGAUCAACACAAAGAUAGGUUUCCAACUUGAUGCUCAAACUAUGGCUGACUUGCUCAUUAGAAUGUCCUUAAAAGCGAAAGUUGUUACGGAAAACACCUUGAAGGUGACCAUUCCUCCUACCAGACAUGACAUACUGCAUGAAUGCGAUGUUGCAGAGGACGUAGGAGUGGCAUAUGGCUUCAACAAUUUGGUUCGCCGAUUACCGGAGUCGAAUACGAUGGCUGAAGUGUUUCCUUUGAACAAAUUGUCGGAUCUGCUUCGGAUAGAGAUAGCUGCUGCCGGUUGGACAGAAGCGCUUAAUUUCGCCCUUUGCUCAAGGGAGGAUAUUUCAACGCGUUUACGGAACGAAAAAGCCCUCGAAAACGCCGUCCAUAUUUCGAAUCCCGAAAACGCAGGAAUUCCAGGUUGCCCGAUUAUCGCUACUGCCAGGUCUUAUGAAGACGCUUUCAUCGAAUCGAGAUAUGCCACUUCCGCUCAAACUCUUCGAACUUCAGGAUGUGAUUAUGAAAGAUUCCUCUUCCGGAUUUCAGACGUAGGAGCACGAAACGAACGCCGCUUGGCUGCCGUUUACUACAAUAAGACUGCUGGAUUCGAAAUAGUUCAUGGAUUUCUUGACCGAGUGAUGCGGUUGUUGGAUUUGAACCCAUCAAAAGAAGAUGGAUAUUACAUUAAAGCAUGUGAUAAUCCCACAUUCUUCCCUGGACGUUGUGCUUCCAUAAUUGCUCCAGGAAAUGUUACGCUAGGAGUCUUAGACUUCUGCUUCUGCAUGUGGAUACCCUCGAUGUUAUCCGAUUGCUUGCUUAUCAUCGCAAUAGCCUUCUGUACUGCCCUAGCAGGAGAGGGUCUCACCUAUGUGUUGGUUUAUCGAUCGGAGCAAUACAAGCGACUGAAAUCUGAAAUGGAACGUAAAACUAAGAGACUCGAAAAGAAGAAGCAGGAAGCUGGCGAAGUUGUGGAUAAAAACGCCAAAAAGCGCUUGGAACGAGACGAAGAACGGCUAAAGGUCUGUAAUGGCUCCUCUUCUAUUGAGAACCCAAGGUCUCGUUAUCUAGUGCACCGGUUGCAGGCUACGAAUCGGGAUAUGUCAAUGUUCAAAAUGAAAUCUAUGUUUGCUAUUGGACUUGCAUUCACCGCUCUUUUAUCCACGUUUAAUUCAAUCUUCGACGGACGGGUUGUUGCUCGUUUACCGUUCGUCCCAAUCGGGUUUCUUCAGGGAUUAUCGCACAGAAACCUAGUUGGCGAUGACAUGCGUGAUUGCUCAUUUAUUUUCCUCUACAUCUUAUGCACGAUGACUAUUCGACAAAAUCUUCAAAAAGCACUUGGUUUUGCCCCAUCUCGUGCGAUGAAUCGUCAGCAAGGUUCAGCAUGGGCACCAUCUCAACAGCAACAGUUCAACUAUUUCCGUUAG